Messenger RNA from Pygocentrus nattereri (red-bellied piranha), 1501 nucleotides. RefSeq names its product PRELI domain containing 1a (gene prelid1a). NCBI's taxonomy places the organism in Eukaryota, Metazoa, Chordata, Actinopteri, Characiformes, Serrasalmidae. Gene Ontology annotation, molecular function: phosphatidic acid transfer activity. Gene Ontology annotation, biological process: phospholipid transport. Gene Ontology annotation, cellular component: mitochondrial intermembrane space. The record is from RefSeq and is a predicted model, not a curated record. The transcript is spliced from 6 exons. The coding region runs from base 213 to 845 and encodes 210 amino acids.
CUCCUCGUAGUAAAGCGGCUGUGGUUCAGUCUCUCUGCGCGUUUCCUCCUUCAGCUCCGGGAGGAGGUGUCCACCCGCACGUAUCUCGUGGUUGGAGCUCUAGGACCAUCCGAGCGGGCAGCGGGAGGGCGGACGGGGAAGAAAUGGCGAAGAAUCGCAACUAAACGGCUUUUCAGACCUCGCUUUUUGCAAAACACUGUUUAGUGGGAACAAUGGUGAAGUAUUUCAGCUGCGCCGGGUUACUUAAAGGCACGUGGGACCAAGUGUCUGUAGCAUUCUGGCAAAGGUACCCAAACCCUUACAGUAAUCAUGUUUUGACUGAAGACAUAAUCUUCCGGGAGGUGACUCCUGAUAACCGCCUCAUUUCCAGGCGGCUCUUGACCAAAACCAGCCGAGCGCCUCGCUGGGCGGAGAAGUUCUUUCCCGGCCACAAGACACGUAAGGCCUACAUCAUUGAGGACUCCGUAGUGGAUCCCAAGGACAAAACCAUGGUCACUCUCACAUGGAACAUCAACCACACGCGCCUCAUGUCUGUGGAGGAGCGCUGUGUGUACAGAGUGAACCCUGACAACAGCAACUGGACAGAGAUCAAGAGAGAGGCUUGGAUCUCAUCCAGCUUGUAUGGCCUCUCCAGAGCUGUUCAGGAAUUUGGCCUGGCCAGAUUUAAGAGCGGGGUCACGAAAACUAUGAAAGGAUUUGAGUACGUCUUGGCCAGAAUGCAAGGCGAAACACCCGCGCGGACGCUGGCGGAGACGGCGACCGAGAAGGCCCGCGAGACCGCGCUUGCUGCUAAAGAGAAGGCGAAAGAUUUGGCCUCUCAAGCACAGAAGAAGCAAUAUGUAUGAUGAGGAGACGGACGCUUGCCAUUGUUUUCUGAAGCCUGUGCCUGAUUUCACCGAGACUUCCUGGAAAGGUUCAGACAGGUUCGGUUCUCGAGGUUCCUGCCCCCGUUCUGUACCGCCACCAAACCUGCUACACCCAUUCCCACCCUUAAUCGGUGUGCUCUUCCACCUUUUUAGGCCUACAGUAGUUUUGAAUUGGCCGCAGGUCGCGUAGUGUUGGAGUGUGAGAUGUGUUCCAGCUACAAAUCCUUACUUUUUCCAACUUUCGCACAUUUCUGUGAGCUCUUUGUUGAUUUUUAUUUUUCUUUGAUUUGUCCACAAUUAAGGAUGUAAUCUCCUAAUCCAGUACCCUUAGGAUCAAAAAGCCACGCCUUCUCCUUCAUUGCUUCAAAUUGAAGUGACAUUGAGCGUUGACGGGUCCAUGUUUUUAGCAGUCAUUGCCUAGAUGUUAUCUAAAUACUGCACCAGAGAUCCAACGAUUGAAAGUAUGGAAGAAAGGGUUGCAGUGGACGGCAAUGUCUGUAAAUAUGCUUGAAAUCAUUAUUUACUGGUACAUGAUAUAUAAUUAUUAAAAAUGUAGCUACAAUGAAAAUCUACAAAGCUCUUAAUUCAGUAGCGUUUGCUUACUGUUCAAUAAACAUUUUCUAUCCAGCGCUGUA